Molecule: messenger RNA, 750 nt
Organism: Nylanderia fulva
Lineage: Eukaryota; Metazoa; Arthropoda; Insecta; Hymenoptera; Formicidae
Source: RefSeq, a predicted model, not a curated record
AUGGCAUUAAUCGGCUGCAACUCAAAUUUCCUUCUAUCGAAGAUGUGCGCUAUUUUCAUAUUUUCAGUCUUCGGUUACGACCGUGAGCAGUUUACUUACACUCAGCUGCCUGUAAUCGUGAGUCACAUACUUGUCAGCCUUUCGACUAAGACAGUGGAGCACAUAACGCAGGAAAUCCAAUCGGGCAAGUUUCGUCGAUACGACUACGGUGCCACGAAAAAUCUCUUAAUCUAUAAUUCGAUAGAACCGCCGGAUUACGAUUUAUCGAGUGUUAAGGUGCCGAUCGCGAUAUUCUAUGCCAACAACGACUUCCUGGUCGAUCCCAUUUCGAUAAUGCAAGUUUUAUUCCAUGGCGAAAUAUUUCCGCAAGAUGUUUAUAACACAUUAAUGACGUUAAUCGGCCGCAACCUGAAUUUUAUCAAGCGGAAUAUUGCGCCAAUAAUUUCAUAUUUGCGCUCUACGGUAGCGACCCAGAGCAGUUUAAUUAUUCACCUGCCUGCCGCCUCGCUUAAGACGGUGGUGCACUUCGUUCAAAGAAUGCAAUCGUGCAAGUUUCGUCAAUAUGAUUACGGUGCCAUGAAAAAUCUCAUAAUGUACAAGUCGGUGGAACCUCCAGAGUACAAUUUAUCAAAUAUCGCACUACCGAUGGCGAUAUAUUACGGCAACAACGACUUGAUGGUAGCUCCCAUUAUAAAAUUGCAUAUAAAGAAUCAGGAAGUUAGCUUAAAAGAGAAAUUAUCGAGCACAUGA